Aspergillus heteromorphus CBS 117.55 is the source of this 4774-nucleotide messenger RNA. Its product is annotated as Sec7 domain protein. The coding region runs from base 261 to 4625 and encodes 1454 amino acids. Gene Ontology annotation, biological process: regulation of ARF protein signal transduction. The transcript is spliced from 2 exons. Lineage: Eukaryota; Fungi; Ascomycota; Eurotiomycetes; Eurotiales; Aspergillaceae. The record is from RefSeq and is a predicted model, not a curated record. Gene Ontology annotation, molecular function: guanyl-nucleotide exchange factor activity.
CGGUCGAUUCGAUUUCGCAAUUCUUAUACGUCGACUCGCCCCACGCACACCACUGCAGGGAACGGAUCUGGCUUUCGCCUAUUGGUGACUGCACCCACGGGACGACUGGGUGCCAGCGCAUCGAUCGUGGAUGGCAGCGGUGCUUCGGAGUCUGGAGACAACCUUUUCAAACUCUAUCGGCUACUGUUGUUUUCAAUGCCACGCAUGUCAGGAGACCUCCAUCAUCAAUAGACCGGAUCGCAUGAUUAGCCAGUCUCAGAAUGCCUCCGCAGCAUACAAAUAGUCUACCACAAACACCCCCUUCCGAAGCUGCGAAUGACAAAUCCGCAAAGAGGGGGGCUCAUUCUCAACCUUCCGUACGAGAGACGUUUCUAGAUGACUUCAACCCGGCAGAUAAUGCAAAUGACAGCAAUAAUUCCGGCGACGAACGAGAUCCCCACGACUUGUCGCUGUCCCCGAAACAUGCCGCCCGCACGUCAAUCGUCGAUAACAUGCUCCUCUCUCUAGACCAGUUUGCGUCGGGUUCUGUGCUGGAUGACUACCGUUUAUUUAAUUCGGUUUUUGAAACGGAUUUAUACGGCCGCACUUCGCAAGACUCGUUUGCUCAACGACGCUACCGGGGCCAUACCUUUUCAUCUUCUAUGUCAUCGGACGUGGAAGGGAAUUUCGAGGAUAGUACGGGGGGCUUUGCGUCUCCGCCUGCACGAGGCCGUCGGAGUAACAGCAGCUUGAACUACCACUCUAGUCUGAAGCAGUUCGGGGGACCUCGCAGCCGGGAAGGAACUGGUUCGCGCGGUCAAAUCUUUGAUUACCUAGCAGGCUCUUCAGCCGCUGCAGGAGCUCACGCCACUAGAAAUGGGAGCAAAGGAAGUUCCUCUUCACACGCGGACUUUGGACCUCCCUUACAACGUCGUCGGGCGGAAUCCACCGAUGAAAGACGCUCAUCGAGCUUUGACUACGGUACCAGACAGACAUUCGUUCCCUUUUCCGACCCAAUUGUCGAUUACGGGUCUUUUACGUUUGAUGAUUUUGAUACAGCCCCUACACCCAGUAUUCCCAGCGGACCAAGCAAGUUCCAUUUGUCGUCGCAAGGAGAAUUUGCAGGGUCUCUUAAUCCUCAACACUCACGGACCCCUGUGGCCUCACGAAGAAAUAGUAUCAAGUCUCCACGAACAAAUAAUACUAGGAAAACUGGCCCGGAGAAUAUUAGUACUGCAACUGCCAGGAGCCCGGAACCUAAUAUUACAAAUAUCGGGAAUUCGGGUCUGGAACCUCCGCCAGUAAUCCCGGCGGCCUCACUUGACCCCCCUGCACCGAGUCCGACCAUUUCAUUCAACAAAACGGCUUUUCCGCCACCUCCUGACCCAGUCCCGGCAAAAGAACGGCCGGGUUUCUUCCAGCGAGUAUUCGGCUCCGCCAAGGUUCCUAAUUUUGGUCCUUCCAAUUUUAAUCAUUCGGAUUAUUCAUUCACCCAAGAAAACGAUCCCAAAGAGUCCAGUGGGCUAGGCCCAAGUACAAAGAGUUGGAGGCAGCCGCUCAAGAAUAGUCCGGCGGGCUUCAAUGCAGCCCGUGAAGGAAGCCAUCAGGUAGUGACUAAGAAGUCUUCUUUCUUCCGCCGGCGGAAGAAGUCUGUGGCUGAAAGCGCACCACCUCCGAUCGUGCUUCCUCAAGAGCUCGCAGGUCAGAAGGCGAUAGACUCUAUUAGGUCAGAACCUAGUCCGGCCAGCAGCUUGAAAAAAGCAAUGAAUCCUUACACAGUGGACCCUAGUGCCCCAAGGUCGAAUCAGCCCAACAAACCGUUGGAUUUACGAGCUGCGCCAGACGAUGCUGGCACCAAGGCUCAAGCGGCACUGAUGCAGAAUCAGAGGGCAAGUCUGCUCACACCUUCAGGGCAAUCAAAAGCCAAAUAUAGUCUUUAUCCUGCAAUAUUGUUGGGAAGUGCCAACGAUACGUCAUUCUUGGGGAAUAGCAGCGGAGACGAAGAGCCGAUCAUUGGAUCUGGCGGUCAAGAUCCAAUCCCAUCGGUCGAUACCCAACAAAAGCAGCCGGCGUCUAGGGACGGUGCUACAUCGCGUGGAAGUGACAUGGAUUCCGUGGAUGGUGACCAGUUUGCUGCUUUGCAGGGUAAGCUGAGCCUGCUGAGGCCACUGGAAACAGCUGUUUCUUCGCUCUCGCCCGUCGUGGAGAAUUUCUCGAACACAAGUGCGGCUCCCACAGAUGGCUCUGAGGACGCCCUUCGUUCCAAUUCGAAGGAGCUCGAAGCAGCCAAGAAUACCCAUGCUUCUGAUUCGCAUAAAGAUGGCCUUGAUGGCCUUGGCCAGUUCCCCACUCCCGCCGCUGGUAUUAAUAUCUCACCACGACCCUCAACAUCGGAAAUAUCAAACUACUAUACGGCUUCUGAAACGGCAGCCGUAUCCUCAGCAACAGACCCAAAGCCCCCCGGUCUGAUCGGUUCCAAAGUUGAUGAUGCUGCCGCCGAUGAGCCAACUACUUCGGAAAGAGAACAGGCGCAGAUGCUCUUUGAUAGCCAGGAUCAAGUCGUGGGAAGCGAGCCUGCCGCAGCAUGGCUUGGUGAUCCGGAUCGUUCCAUGAUUCGAAAAGCAUAUAUGGAUUUCUUUGACUGGUCGAAUCUCAAUAUUCUCGCAGCCCUCCGAAGUCUUUGUACUCGGCUGAUAUUAAAAGGCGAAACACAGCAAGUGGACAGAGUUUUGGAUGCCUUUUCACAAAGGUGGUGCCAAUGCAACCCGCGUCAUAGCUUCAAGGCUUCAGACGUUGUGCACACAAUCUGUUAUUCGCUUCUUUUGUUGAACACUGACCUGCACCUUGCGGAUAUCGAUCAAAAGAUGACUAAGAGUCAAUUUGUCAGAAACACGAUGCCGACAAUCCAUCGAGUCGCUGCUGAUGCGACGUCACUCGAAAACUCUCGAUCAACGAACAAGUCGAAACCACCGACUCCAGACCCGGCUUCGAGUAAUUGGUCCCAGUCGGCUGCCCCCGACGAGCGUACAGACAAGGCGCCUACAAAGCUCGUAAACCGAUUAUCACGGACGGAUCUUUCGGUUAAGAUGGCCGGCGAUCCCGAAAGUGACAGCGGGCCCCUCAUCAGUACGCCAUUUUCUGGCACGAUGCGAGCAUGGGAACAACAGGUUGAAACUGUGCUGAGAGAUUUCUAUACCUCGAUCCAGAAGCAGAAGCUCCCGUUGUAUGGUGCUCAGGUGGAGAAGGAAGGGCCGCGGGCGUCAUCGAACAACCUGCUUGGCCCUCAUCCAAGUGGCCUUCGCAGAAGCCCCAGCACCGUGAGCAAAAGCGGCUCAGAUAUCUAUCCACGCGGUCGAUCCGCGGAUUCCCGCUAUGGAACAGCACGGUGGUCUUCCAAACCCCGCUCCCGUGCUAGACUGUACCCGCCUUCCACCAUGGGAUCAAGCAGAACCAGCUUAGACGAUCAGGCAUCCCUCUGGAGCCCUUCUGCUUCCAGUACGUGGAGCAAGUACUCGUCGGGAAAGCUGACAUCGGCGUCGGUGGACUCUUUUGGUUCAGAUUACCCACGCGGGGAUUACCAGCAGUCGAUAGGAUUCGCAAAUGCAUUGAGUCAGGCUAUUAUCCGCGAAGACUCUGCCCACUCGAUUGCCAGCUCCGAGGACGUCGAUCGGACGACACCUCUUCUGGAAGAUGAGACCCUACAACUUGCCGGUGCCCCCUGGGCCAAGGAAGGAAGCUUAAAGCAUAAGCAUCACCUUGACUCCGUCGACAAGAGGGCGAAAGAUCGCAACUGGAAUGAAUGCUUUGCUGUCAUACAGCAAGGUUGGAUGCGUUUGUUCUCUUUCAAUGCUUCCAUGAAGACCCUCCGGCAGAAGGCCAAGCAACGGCAUCCCGGCGGAGUCGUUGUAGGAGGGGGGAAUUGGACGGAAAAUGCGGAGGAAAUUUGGAAAUUCCUUUUGCGACAAACCAUCGCAAGUGCGCUCCCCCCUCCAGGCUAUUCUAAGUCUCGCCCACAUGUGUGGGCUCUCAGCCUGCCUACCGGCGCGGUGCAUCUCUUCCAGGCGGGCACGCCCGAGAUUGUCCGGGAGUUCGUCUCCAGUGCCAAUUACUGGAGUGCCAGGCUUUCCAAGGAGCCUCUAAUUGGAGGCAUCAGUAACAUGGAGUACGGAUGGAGUGAUGCCGUCAUCAACAGCGCCCUCAUCUCCGCCGAGAGCAGCAGAACGCCGCCAUCGUCUUCCGGGGCGCGACCGAGCAUUCAAAGCUCGAUCCGGAGUUCCAUUGACCAGCAGGGUGUGCGGCCCAGACUCCCGGCCGAUCGUGUCCACAUCAGCGACUGGGCUCCCCCGCAACAAAGCAUGAUGGCCUCGGCGCUGCCCGAAGCCGAACAGCUGAAAGCCCUGCAGACAUACGUGAAGAAUGUAGAGGAUGAGCUGCAGCGGCACAACGAACUCCGACCCGCCAUGAUUCUUGCGUUCUCCCCCCGGCACCCCAACGCAGCGAAGGCAUUGGCCAACUGGGAGCGGAAGUCCUCUUACCUGCUUCGGGAGAUCGUGAAAUUCCGCACCUAUAUUGAUUCUCUUUCCGCGGCAUUGGACCAGAAGAACCGAAUCUAUGCCAACCGGGAAGAAAGCAGUCCCCCACAGUAACACCACGCCCAGGCACGCCUGAAUUCCCUACUCUGAGCUCGGGGUUUCGGAGCCCGACGGCUUCUCUCUUCUUACCUACUACUUAUUUAUACCCCCGCCUUGAGUUCCACCGCCUUUAUCCAGGCCCGUCCCUUUGUGCAGGUUUCUCC